AUGAACCCAGAAGUAGGGUACAACCCCAACACUUCCCUCCGCCUCCCCGACCCCAAUGCCUCCACAGACGGAACCGAUCUCGCCUCCACCCGCUCAAAGAACAAGGUCAACUUCCAGACGCCUAUGGCUCUUCUGCUCCGCUGUCCGCAGCCGACUCUGCUAUCCCGUGCACACGGUGACCCGCCUCCGAGAAGACUGGCUAAUGUCUCCAAGCGUCUUAUGAUGACUUCGCUUCAGUUGCCGGAGAAGUCGGCUCUUGCGACGCUGGCGCUUAUGGAUCACUAA
This is a messenger RNA of Penicillium bovifimosum, 285 nucleotides long. RefSeq lists its product as uncharacterized. Lineage: Eukaryota; Fungi; Ascomycota; Eurotiomycetes; Eurotiales; Aspergillaceae. Bases 1 to 285 code for a protein of 94 amino acids. The transcript has a single exon. The record is from RefSeq and is a predicted model, not a curated record.